AUGGCUGAAUCUAUCUCUGAAGGCACUUUGAAGCAAUGGGUCAAGCAGGUCGGUGAGUUCGUGCAACAGGACGAGGAAAUCGCCACCAUUGAGACCGACAAGGUUGAUGUCACCGUCAACUCGCCUGCCUCGGGUACCAUUAUUGAGGUCUAUGCCCAGGAAGAGGACAAUGUUGCUGUGGGUGCCGACUUUUUCAAAUUGGAAUUGGGUGAUGCUCCCAAGGAAGGUUCUGCUCCUCCUCCCAAGAAGGAAGAGACGCCUGCUGCUGCUGCUGCUGCCGAACCUGAAGCUCCCAAGCCCGCCGAAGCUCCCAAGCCCGCCGCUGCUUCUCCUCCCCCAGCUGCACCCGCAUCCUCCCCUGCUCCUACCCCCGCUGCUGAUGAGGGCAAGAAGGUCUUCGGCAACCGUAGCGAGAACCGCGUCAAGAUGAACCGCAUGCGUUUGCGCAUUGCCGAGCGCUUGAAGCAGUCCCAGGACACCGCCGCUUCCUUGACCACCUUUAACGAGAUCGACAUGACCAAUUUGAUGGCUCUCCGCUCUGAAUACAAGGAUGCUGUUAUCAAGAAGCACGGCGUCAAGUUUGGCUUCAUGUCCGCUUUCGCCAAGGCCUCGGCUGUCGCUUUGGAGGAAAUUCCUGCCAUCAACGGCUCCAUUGACGGUAAUGAGAUCGUCUACCACGACUACAUUGAUAUGAGCAUUGCUGUUUCUACUCCCAAGGGUCUUGUCACCCCCGUCCUCCGCAACGUUGAGGACAUGAACUUUAUUGACAUCGAGAAGAACAUUGCUGCUAUGGGUCAAAAGGCUCGUGAUGGCAAGAUCACUAUUGAGGAUAUGGCCGGUGGUACCUUCACCAUUUCCAACGGUGGUGUUUUCGGCUCAUUGAUGGGCACUCCCAUCAUCAACUUGCCCCAGACUGCCAUCUUGGGUAUGCACAGUAUCAAGGAAAGACCCAUUGCUGUCAACGGCAAGGUCGAAAUCCGUCCUAUGAUGUACGUUGCCCUUACCUACGAUCACCGACUUGUUGAUGGUCGUGAAGCUGUCACCUUCUUGGUGCGCCUCAAGGAGAUGGUUGAAGACCCAAGACGAUUCCUUCUCGGUGUCUAA
Molecule: messenger RNA, 1104 nt
Organism: Zychaea mexicana
Lineage: Eukaryota; Fungi; Mucoromycota; Mucoromycetes; Mucorales; Lichtheimiaceae
Product: dihydrolipoyllysine-residue succinyltransferase E2 component
Exons: 4
Coding region: 1-1104 (367 amino acids)
Biological process (GO): tricarboxylic acid cycle
Cellular component (GO): oxoglutarate dehydrogenase complex
Molecular function (GO): dihydrolipoyllysine-residue succinyltransferase activity
Source: RefSeq, a predicted model, not a curated record